Molecule: messenger RNA, 5098 nt
Organism: Carassius auratus (goldfish)
Lineage: Eukaryota; Metazoa; Chordata; Actinopteri; Cypriniformes; Cyprinidae
Gene: dqx1
Product: DEAQ box RNA-dependent ATPase 1
Exons: 12
Coding region: 342-2636 (764 amino acids)
Cellular component (GO): spliceosomal complex; intracellular anatomical structure
Molecular function (GO): helicase activity; RNA binding
Source: RefSeq, a predicted model, not a curated record
CGCGGCGAGCUUCAUCAUGGCGGCGGAGUUUCGCUCUCUGGCGAUGAAAUACCGUCAACAGUCAUGAAUGAGCUCAAAAUAUUGCACUAAAACGGUUUUUUAAAGCAGUUCGCUUUUAAGCUCAUUAUUCUCUGAAGGACGUUAUUAGUAUAUAUCGUGUCAUCGUGAGUCUUGAUGGAUGUACGUUAACGCGGUGGGUGACUCUCCACGUUAUUGCUCUCAUUUCCAGCCUUUGGUUUCUCAUCGGGUUGGUUUGACGGAUCUGAGGUGAUAAUGUGUUUCAGGUAGUUUUCCUUUGCGGCGUUCCUCAGGGCUCUGUUAGUGGCCCGACUGCAUUCAGCAUGUCUUCCACGGCCGUCCCCAAACCUUCACCUACGCUCUCAGUCCUGGACAAUCUCUCCAUAUCGUCUCUGAUGUCUGGAGACCUGGAGGAGGAUGGCGAGAGAGCAGACGAGGAUCUGGGCGAUCUGGAAGUGAACCCCUACGAUGGGCUCCCAUAUUCCUCUCGCUACUAUAGUCUUCUGGAGGAGCGGAAGCAGCUUCCCGUGUGGAGUCUGAAGCUCAGUCUGCUGGAGCACAUGGAGUCGCACAGCAUGAUCGUCCUGAGUGCAGAAGGAGGAACGGGGAAAAGCACGCAGGUUCCUCAGUGGUGUGUGGAGUUCGCUCUGUCUCAUGAGUUCUCUCAGGGUCUGGUGUGCUGUUGUCAGCCGUACGCGGCGGCCGCCUGCAGUCUGGCGCUCCGAGUGGCUGAUGAGAUGGACUUGAGUCUGGGGUUGGAGGUGGGCUACAGGGUCCCACACGAGGACGGCUGCACGCCGGACACCAUACUGCGGUUUGUCACAGACUCUCUCCUUCUGGAGGAAAUGAUGUCAGACCCUCUGCUGCGGCAGUACGGGGUCCUGGUCAUUGAUGAGGCCCAGGAGCGCACAGUUGCGACGGAUGUGCUGCUGGGGCUGCUGUGUGAUGUGUGCCGCCAGCGCGCUGAGCUCAGGGUGGUGGUGCUCACCGCGCCUGCAGUCGCUCAGACCUUCGCCAGCUUCCUGGGAGAGAGCGUUCCUCACCUCAGCGUUCCUAUGCAAACCAACACCGCUGAAAUACUGUACCGGGAGCUGCCGGCAGGACGUGACCUGGCCACAGCUUCCUGUCACAUGAUCCUGGACCUACACCGCAGGGGAGAGGAGGGAGACAUACUGGUGUUCCUCCCUAGUGUGCAGGAGAUUCAGGAGUGUCGCACGGCGCUGGAGAAGGAGUGUGUGUCUCUCAGCGCUCAUCUGCUGUCUCUGCGCGUGAUCGAUCUGCACGCCGGCAUCGGAACAUCAUCGCAGCAGCUGUACAGCUCCGAGAGUGCUGAGGACAAGCAGCAGGACGAGCUGCCGGACACUGCAGAGUCUCCAGCCCAGAGACGCAGGGUCAUCCUCACCGACGUCUUAGGAGAGGCUUCAUUCUCUCUCAACAACAUCCGAUACGUCAUCGACGGCGGCAUCCAGCUGAAGACCAUCUACAACCCACAGAUCCGAGCGGAUUCACAGCUUCAGCAGCCCAUCAGCAAACAGCAGGCUGACACACGCGCCCGCAGGGUCAACAGCACGCUGUCCGGCGUGUGUUUUCGGCUGUACUCUCAGGUGAUGUAUGAGGAUGAGAUGCCAGCGUCUCGCUGUCCGGCGGUGACCGAAGCAAACCUCAGUCAUCUGGUGCUGCUCCUCAAGCGGCUGGACAUUGCAGACAUGGGCCAGUGCAAGUUCCUGGACCGGCCAGCCCCGGAGGCUCUGAUGCAGGCGCUGGAGGAUCUGGAUUAUCUGGCGGCUCUCGAUGACGAUGGGAAUCUGUCCGAGGUGGGAAUCAUCAUGUCUGAGCUUCCUCUGGAGCCGCCGCUAGCCAAAGCUUUGAUCGCAUCCUGCGAGUUUGACUGCGUGAACGAGCUGCUGACCAUCGCUGCCAUGCUGACCGCUCCACCAUGCUUCACAACGCCAUCAGCUAAUAAAGUGGAGGCGGCAGCGACGCACAGACGACCCCUGCUGCAUUCAGACGGGGAUCACAUGACCCUCAUCAACGUCUAUAAUGCGUAUCUGCAGCAUAAUGAAGACGAGGUCUGGUGCAGGACAAACUUCUUGAAUGCCUCUGCUCUACGAUUGGCUGUAGUGAUCAGGGCGGAGCUACUGGAGGUGAUGCAGCGAAUCGAGUUGCCCGUCUCUCCUCCUGCUUUCGGUUGUCAGGACAACAGCACCAAUAUAAAGAGAGCUUUGAUAUCAGGCUUCUUCCUGAAGGUUGCACAUGAUGUUGAUGGCUCAGGGAACUAUCUGCUGCUCACGCACCGGCACGUGGCUCAUCUUCACCCGUUCUCAUCGUACCACUGCCGCCGACCGCAGCCCAGUCCGCCCAGCUGGGUGCUUUACCACGACUUCACCAUCUCUCACGACAACUGCAUCUGCAUUAUAUCUGAGAUUCACCCACAAAUGUUGGUGGAGCUGGCGCCUCAGUACUAUCUAGGGAACCUUCCAGCCAGUGAAGGCAGAGAUCUGCUGAUGGGCCUCAGACAGAGUUUAUUUCCUCCAGAUGAGCAGGACACAAACCCUCAGGACCAAAGCCAUGAAGAAGUGGGCAGUCAGGACAGCGCAGAGACAUGCAGCGUACAGUAGCUGAAACGCUCCCUGCACACAAACUCAAACCAGCAGCGGCGGUGUGCAGUAAACACCUCCAGACGAUCGCUCUUCAGCAGCCUCAAUCAGUCUCGCGUGAGAUCUCAUCAGGCCCAGAUUUACUAUUUCUGUAACUGACUUGCUAGGAAAUAUAUAUAUUUAUAUAUUUUUAAAAGUAAAUGAAGACUUCUUUCUGGAUGAAGUAAGGUAACGGAGUCCAGCAAACGCAAUCUCAGCCUCCUGCAGCCGAUCAGAUGAAGCUCAAAUCAUGUCCACUCACAUGAGGAAGACUCUAGUCACAUCAGUAAUAAAUAGUAGUCUGUCUUUGGACAAUGUCUCUUGUAGAAUAAAUGAGUCACGGCUGUCUGUCAGCAGCAUGGAAGCUUACGUCUGCCAUGAAAUAAAAUAUCUAGUUGUGAAAAAUAAAGAAUUGUCACAAUUGCAAAAUACAUGAAUUCUUAAACUCUCACAAUUGCAAAAUAUAAACUUUGCAAUUCUUUAAAAAAAAGUGAGAUAUUGAGAUUUAUAAAAUGGAUAGUUCCGGUGCUUGAUUCUGAUUGGCUGAGCCACGGUGGAAGCUGUUGGAAAUUACUCUACAAACACACACCUUUGUUUACGUUUGUGUGUUGCUUGGCAACCACUUUGUUGCAACCACAACUUUUCCCUAGGUACUACAUUGUUUGGUGGAAGGAUACUGUUUUUAUUAAUAUCAUUACACUUUAUUUGCUGUUUUAUUUUGUGAAACCUUACUACAUGUAUGGAAUAACCAUUUUCUUAAUACAAUAAUGCCCCUGGAGCCGUGGUUUACAGUGUAACUGUUUCACAUCGUGCCUAACAAACACCCCUUAGCUAUUAUAAAAUCACUGUAAACCACGGUUUCUUGGGUCAGAAUUGCUGGAUGUAAACUCAUAAUUCUGGAUAGUGAAUAAAAAUAAGAAUCGCGAGAUCUGAAUACCAGAAUUUAGAGAAAAUAAAUUGUUGUGAGAUGCAAACGUGCAAUCAGUCAUUGAUGGAAAUAAGCUUCCAUAGACUAGAGCAUUUCUACACAGUAUCAGCAGAAACAUUUACUUUCGCAUGAUCCAGCAACUGAAUCACCAUGUGAUUGUGUUAGCUCACACUAACACCGCAUCCUGUAAAGACAGAGCGGCAUCAAAACAUGACAUUUAACAUUCUCGUCCAGAAGCUCUUUUAUUUUAUAUUUGUGUUGUGCUCUUAUAAACAAUUGCAUUUCUUCUUGUUUCAUUUUGCCAUCUGCGCGGAUAGUCGGCAGUUCUCAUUCACAGCUGUUAUUUUCUGUUUUGUGUAUUUGUAUUCAUGCAGACUUUCUCCUCCUUUAAAUUGUCACUCAAUAACUGACAUCCUCACUACGACAUGCACUACACAUUAUCGGCUUCAGCUCGUUCACACAGACGAUGUUACUAGAGUCUGGGUUAAUUGUUUACAAUGAAGGUUUUUCCAGCAUUGAAGCACAACAGUUUGAGCUUAAGAGUCUUGAAGCCGGUUCAAACUUAGAACCUUAACUGGACUCUUAUUAUUCUCCACACCAGCACACGAUAACGCUGUUUAUUCUAACACCGUGUCUACACCGGAUGUGAAUUUAUUAUAAUCAGUGAUGCUGUCUACACUGGAUGCGGCGCGUCGUGACAAAUCCCAGUCAGAAAACUGCUGCUGCUUUCUAUUUAUGACGUAUUGACAAAAAUUUCAAAUGAUUUUCAACCGGUCUCUUUGUCGCGUCCAGUGUGGACAGAUUUUAGCUGCGUUGCGUUCGGUACACGGUGUUAGCGCGACUGCAGUUCUAAGAACAAAUGUUCUUCCAAUAAUUCUAAUCAAAUGUUUGUUCAAAGUUAGCAGGCCUGUAAUCAUAUUCUCAAAACGUUAAUAAUAAACAUUAUUUAUACAGGGUUCACAGAACUUUUUUUUUUUUUUCAUUAAACGCUGUCGUCAAACGUUUUUUAAAAUUUUAUUGUUUUAGAAAGCAAUCAAAAGCACCGAUUAUGUUUGCAAAAUGAUAAAAUGUAAUGUUCAUAUAACAAUUCAAAAAAUACUAGAUUUUGAACAUUCAGAAAUAACAUUAUCAUAACUAAAUGUUAUCAAAACGUUCUUAGAUUUUUGUUAGCAGGGUUUGAGUCAUUUAAUUGAUGUUCUGGACUUUCCAACACUUUAUCUUUGACAAACAAACUUUCAUCAUAGUUCUUGAUUCAUAUUCUGUGACACUGAGCGUGAGUGGAGCUGAUGUCUCGUCGUUGAUCAACACUGUGGAUGUUCAGGGUUCAGUUUGUGUGAAUCCUCUGAUUGUGUUUUGUGGUUUUAGAGCUCGUCUGUUUUCUCCUUGUAGUUUGUUUUUGUACUUUUCUAAAUGCAACAUCUCUCUCUCUUUUGUGUGUCAACUCUUGAGUGUACAAAUGUGAUUUUAAUACAGUGGAAAAUUUUAACACUAAUUAAAAGUUGUGGAGGUUUUGAUU